UGGAUCCCUGGUGAUAUGCAUAAUCACUUAGUCAGGAAGGGCAGUCUUGGUGGAGAUGCAGACAUGAAGACUGGAAUACCCAUAAUGGCGGACGGGUAACUUCCUGUAACUGACUGGUAUGUGCUAGCAUCAUUCAAAUGGACCAAUCAGGAGAGACUUCUAGAAAGUUGAAGAAGCCACCCAUCUCUCCUGUAUAUAAGUUGGCUUCAAUAGGGCACAGGUAGACACAGGGCCAGGAGAGGAGUGACCACCGUACCAAAUCAGAGGGAAUCCUGACAUCACAGACCAGGCACCUGAUCAAACCUAAGGAGAGAAAGGUUUUCCAACACUAUUCUCUAUCAUAAAGGAACCCCAAUGAAUACACCAGAGUGCCCUUCUCUAUCUUCGACUUGGCAAUGAGGUCUUCUGAGGAAAAGAAGUUUUACAACUGAGAAAUUUUUAUGAACAGAGAUGCAGUUAAAGCAAAUGGAUCAAUAAAGAUUUGGAUGUUUUGAAUUGUGGGACAUAAAAACUUAGCCAGGAUGGAAUGAGGUCAUCGCUCAGGAAGAAGCCAGAAGUGGCGAAAUGCGUCAGUGGUGAGAAAGGACGUGGCGAGGAGCACCAUACCGGGCAGGACUGCUGAACCCAGGAGCGACUCUGCAGGUCAUGAACAGGGGAAAUAAAGGAGCAGCAACCUGACCUAUACAAGUGACUCUUGAUAUGCGCAUCCUAUAUUUUGUUUGUGAGUGUAUCGGUUAAGUUUUAUUGUAUUAAAGUAAUUAAGUUUUUACACAUAUGCAUUUGCCCAACAGUAAGCGCAUUGAAAGGGAAAGGGAAGGGAAACGUGUAAUUAACCUAAAGUCUCCAAUGCUGGGUAUCCACCGAUUUAAAGUGGUUCCAAACACUACUUGAAUAAAAGGAGUUGGAAACGAAAAAGCAGAGAGUCGUGGGUUGAAAGUGACCUAUUGGAUACUGUAUAAACCCAAGGGGGUCUGUAAGUAGAUUGGCAAUGGGAAAAGAGUACCAUAAUUGGGCACAAAGAAGGGUGUUAUAAGCAAAGUUAUCCCUGGUGAUUAAAUGAUGCACAUAUGGGAUGCACAUUGGAAAUUAACAGUAUCACACUAUUUUUUUCUCUCUCUUUUCUUUCUCUUUCUUUUCCUCAUAAGACCUCAUUGCCAAGUCUAAGGCAGAAGAGGGUACUUUGGAGUAUUCAUUGAACUAUAUUUUGACCUGGGACACGAGGUAUCUGAAGUGAGUAGCAAACCCUGGAAAUUGCACUAAUUAAUAUUCAUAAAGGAACCUGGCACUUUGGUACUUAGACACCUGUGUAAGGGAGUGGGGAGGCGUUAAAGUUUUUGAUAGGGGAGGGACUUCUGUCUGGGUGCAGGCACACGUAUUGUAUUUCUGCCUAAAACUGCAUAUGGCAGCAUUCUCAGGCAGAAAUACACCCCAUGUACCUGCACUCGAGCGUAUUCAGUGCUUGUGGGUGCAGGUACAAGUAGUAGAUUUGUACAGUAUCGGGGCAGCUUCUCGGCAAGCAUUUUUCAGCUUGUGGAGACUAUGUUCUGUGUGACAAUAGCCUUAGUCUCAAAUACACAAUCCUUCAUGCUUCAUAAGAUCUGAGAUGUGCAGAUUUCUGCUUCAGGCUUGAUUUCUUCCUGUGAUGAACUGCACCCAGGCCCUCUUACUACUGUGUAUUAUGUGACUUUGGAUUCGUAUUCAAAUUCCAUCCAUAUUUAUUUAUUUAUUCUUUGAUAGAUAACUUGACAUUUGUGGUCUUAGUGAAAAUUAGAUAUUUCAUGGUUUCAAAAACCACUGGAACAACUAAAUGAGUUGAUAAAUUGGCCUCAUAAAUAGGAUUUUGACAUAAAAUGCAUACUCUUACAUUUCUUCCCAAAAUCCACUCCGUGUAUCUGCACAUGUUAUCAACCAUGUGUGUCAUUGUGUGCCUCUGAUCCACCUCUGAUCCACCUCAUAUACAGUAAGGACAGUAUUCAUAGUACUUUGAUCACUUGGUCCUUUUGACAGUUUAUUAUUUUAUUUUCAAGUUUUCAAAUUAGAUUUUAUCGCUUCCUACUCGCAAUGGUGUUUGCAAUUAUGGAAAUUAAUGAAUCAAACAAUCUUUUACCCAAUAUAACACUGGGCUUCCACCUCUAUGAUUCCUGUUAUAAUGAGAUACGGUCACUAAUAGGAGCAACAUGGAUUUUAUCUGGGAAAAAAAAUGGAGUGCCAAACUUUCACUGCAACAAGGAUCUUAUGCCACUGGCUAUUGUUGGAGACUUGCCCUCUAAGGCCUCAGAGCCCCUAGCAAGGAUCUUGGGAUUGUACAGAUAUCCGCAGAUUAGCUAUGGUUCUGUGCUGCCUUUAUUGAGCAAUAAAAUUCAGUUUCCAUCCUUCUUCAGGACAAUAUAUAACGCUGACUAUGAAUAUUUUGCCAUUGCUCAUGUGGUUAAGUACUUCAACUGGACCUGGGUGGGUAUUAUAUGUUCAAACAUUGAAUUGAGAAUAUUGGGUGCUCAAAUUGUAACUAGAGAAAUAGAGAAGAAUGGUGGAUGCAUUGCAUUUAAAGAGAUACUUCCUAUAAUCAACUCUAUGGAGUCUGUCUACCGUAUCAUUGGUCUUGUCAAGAGAUCCAGAGCAACAGUGAUCAUUUUAUUCUGUUCCAUAGAAGACCUUGUCCCUUUAAUGGAACAGGCAUCUUUUCACAAUAUCACUGACAAAGUAUGGCUGGAAAUGGCAGGCUGGUCCAUUACUUCUGACUUCCCUAGGACUGACAUCUUAACAACCUUAAAUGGGAGCAUUGCAUUAUCACCUCAAAAGGGGAAAAUUCCAGGCUUUAAGGAGUUUCUUUAUAGCAUCCAUCCUUCCAGAUUUCCAGAUGAUCCUUACAUGAAGACAUUUUGGGAGAAUGUUUUUCACUGUAUUUGGCCAGGAAAUGAUGCAGUCAAUAAUACAUCUCCAGCACUGCUUAAAGAAGACAUUGUUUGGUGCACAGGAGAGGAGAGACUGGACAGUAUUGAUCCCAAUAUAUAUGAUGUCUAUAACUUUAUAUAUUCAUAUAGAACACAUAAUGCAGUCUUUGCAGUAGCUCAUGCUUUGCACCAGAUGAAGAACUGUGUCCCAGGGAAAGGGCCUUUCAAGAAUGGAUCUUGUGCUGAUAUUUAUAACCACCGGCCUUGGCAGCUGCUUCAUUACAUCAGAAACAUAGACUUCAACAACACAGCAGGAAAAAGAAUAUAUUUUGAUGAGAAUGGGGAUGUCCCUCAGUCUGUGGAGAUUUUGAACUGGCAGCUGUUCCCGAAUGGAAGUAAUCAGUAUGUCUCUAUUGGUAGUUUUGAUUUCGGCUCUCUAAAUGGCGAGGGGCUCAGCAUUCAGCUAAACAAGAUUUUAUGGAAUGGAGGACACAGCCAAGUCCCGAGUUCGGUUUGCAGUGAUCCAUGCCCCAAAGGCUACAGAAGAGCUGCAAUUCAGGGGCAGAAGAUCUGCUGCUUUGAUUGCCUGCCAUGUUCUGAAGGAGAGAUUCUCAACCCAAAUGAUGACAGUGAAUGUCUCAAGUGCCCAGAAGACAAAUGGCCUGAUAGCAGAAAAGAAGAGUGCCUACCAAAACCCAUUAAGUUCCUUUCUUAUGAAGAGACACUGGGCUCCAUUUUAGCUUGUAUUUCAGUCUUGUUUUGUCUCGUUACAUUUUCAGUGUUCUGCCUGUUUAUAAUCAAAAGAAAGACCCCCAUAGUGAAGGCAAAUAACAGAGAUCUCAGUUACCUACUUCUCAUCUCCCUCAUGUUUGGCUUCAUGUGUUCCUUGGCAUUUAUUGGCAGACCCAACCGGAUAAUGUGCAUGAUACGCCAGGUCAUGUUUGCUGUCAUUUUUUCACUUUGCGUUUCUACCAUACUAGCAAAGACUAUCACUGUCGUAAUGAUAUUUAGUGCUACAAAUCCAGACAGUAAACUAAAGAAACUAGUGGGACUACGAAUACCCAUUUAUAUUGUCCCAGUGUGUACCAUGGUUCAGAUAAUUCUAUGCAUAGUUUGGCUGACCACAGACGCUCCAUUUGCAGAGUACAAUAUGGCAGCAGAAAUAGGAAUAAUAGUGAUUGAGUGCAAUGAGGGGUCCAGGGUGUUAUUUGCUUCUGUCUUGGGGUACAUGGGUCUCUUAGCUUCCGUUAGUUUAUUUGUUGCCUUUCUGGCUAGGAAGCUUCCUGACACAUUUAAUGAGACCAAGUUCAUUACGUUCAGUAUGUUGGUAUUUGCCAGUGUUUGGGUGACAUUUAUACCUGCUUAUCUCAGUACCAAGGGGAAACAGACAGUGGCAGUAGAAAUAUUUGCCAUUCUCUCUUCAAGUGCUGGGUGUCUUUUUUGCAUUUUUUCCCCAAAAUGUUAUAUAAUAUUACUGCACCCAGAAAUGAACAGCAGACAGUACAUCACAGGGAGAAAUACUAGAAACCAAGGGAUACAAUAGGCAUCUGAACUUAUCUGCAUUUUAUUAGAAUUACAUAUACUAAUUGAUUCCCCACAUUAUGGGUUCUGAAACAUUCAUCUUUACACUCUACAUUAUAUAUGAGCACAGAUGCCAACAUAUUCAGUUUAAAAGUAAAAAGCAGUCAUCUGUUUUGAACUCUUCUGCUUUAAAGUGUUCUCCUCCUUCCUUGGCUACCUGGCAUGUCAGUCACCCAACUGCUAGGGGUAGGGUGGGCAAGUGUAACCAGGCAGU
Messenger RNA from Xenopus tropicalis (tropical clawed frog), 4686 nucleotides. Its product is annotated as extracellular calcium-sensing receptor-like. The transcript is spliced from 7 exons. The record is from RefSeq and is a predicted model, not a curated record. Gene Ontology annotation, cellular component: membrane; plasma membrane. The coding region runs from base 2062 to 4434 and encodes 790 amino acids. Lineage: Eukaryota; Metazoa; Chordata; Amphibia; Anura; Pipidae. Gene Ontology annotation, molecular function: G protein-coupled receptor activity. Gene Ontology annotation, biological process: G protein-coupled receptor signaling pathway.